Messenger RNA from Cooperia oncophora, 312 nucleotides. NCBI's taxonomy places the organism in Eukaryota, Metazoa, Nematoda, Chromadorea, Rhabditida, Trichostrongylidae. The record is from the annotation of a GenBank genome assembly.
AUGCUGUUGAACUUUUUGUCCCACUUGUUAAGGCGCCGCCUCAUAAGUCACACCUUCCCCGGUAUCUUCGCUCUCUCUCAAAAAAAAGAGCUGAUGCUUGGAAAAGAGCCGUUGUUACCGGCAAGUCGGAUGAUUGGACUAAGUAUCAUUCAUACAUGCGCUGAUGUAAUUUACCUUGAUUUUUCCAAAGCGUUUGAUAAGGUACCCCAUGAUAAACUGCUGCAUAAACUUGCGAUUGUCGGAAUCCAUCAUCGCAUCAUUUCUUGGGUUGAAGGCCUUUCUUACUGGCCGCUCGUUUAUGGUUCGCCUUGA